AUGUGCAAUACGAACGCUAAGAAUUAUAUUACUUCCUACAGAGCGGGUCAUAAAUUGAUACCCAAAGUGCCGUUUGAAAGCAAUGUAUCAUCACUGGACGCCGGAUUUGGAUCGAUGCCUAAUAACCCAGAGUUGAAGCAAUGGAAUUAUGAUACUUCGACAAAAGUCCAUUAUGGUUUUAAAAUUAAUACCAUGGACCCUAUGCACAGAUCUAUGAAAUUAUAUGCUGACCAAAUUCAUUACAUCAUGCCUCAAUUGGAAAAAUAUUGGUCAAAUCCUCCAAAAUCAAUGAUCGUACCACCAACCGAGUACAAUGAUAGAUAUAUACAACCAAAGCUGAUGUCAAACAUCAAACAGAUACCUGCAACAAUGAAUUGUGUUCAGCCAACUCCAGUUGCUCCCAAACACCUUGGAACAGUACAAACACUAAAAGUUAGUGAAGCUGGAGCAGUUAGAAAAGUAGACCCGUACGUUAGUACUCAAAAGUUAGAUUACAUUGAAAUAAAUCCAGAUAUAGCAAAACAAAUUAACUCUAAACAUUCAAAAUUACAAAACAUUAAGACAAUGUACAAGCCGUUUUACAAUGAACCAAUAUUCAAUCGAAAGAAUACUAUACGUUUAUUACCAAACACUUUAAAAUAUGUUCCACACAAUUGCCUCAUAUCUGAAAUGAGAGCAUCGUUUAAAAAACCAUCUCAUACAUCAACAUUUGUUGAUACUGGUGUAGAAAUGCCCUUAUCUAUUUCAAGGAAUCCAACUUUGUCUCAAAUAUUGGCUGUACCUGGGAUGUACACAACGGAAUACUCAAUAAUUGGUGGAAAUUAA
This is a messenger RNA of Diuraphis noxia (Russian wheat aphid), 825 nucleotides long. RefSeq lists its product as uncharacterized. The record is from RefSeq and is a predicted model, not a curated record. NCBI's taxonomy places the organism in Eukaryota, Metazoa, Arthropoda, Insecta, Hemiptera, Aphididae.